UUACGUUAGUUAUACCUAUGUGCACGUGUACACUUUCAAUUUCUCAUAUAUUUUUUAAAAUUAUUUCGAAUUAAUAACUGUUCUUAUGAACGUAUAAAAUAAUCAAAAUUGUAUAAAUAGAAGUAAAUAAAUUUUCUUACAUUUAUUACAUAUCAAAAUGCGUAAGAGUUGUGUUUAAACCUUACAAGCAAGGUACUGUUAGUCUAUACAGUACCUGAUUUUUUUUCUUAUUCAUCAACAAGUGGUACCUGACUGUGCUGUAUAUAUAAGAUUAAAACAACAUGGCGGAAGCGCACUCAGCUGUCGCCUUUUCCUUCGCGAUUACCCACGACGGGUGGGACGUCAACUUCGACCGGGAAGUCUUGUACCUGGUGUGGGAGUCCGGUAUACGGUCAUGGAAGAAACGCCUGGCUAGAUUCAGGAACAACGUGCACAAUGGAGUGUAUCCUGGCCAUUUGCAAUCCCUGUACGUGUUGUGGACCUUGAUAGUCGCCGCACACUUCGGAGGUUUCAACAUACCGUUUGGAUUAGUACAAAAGAUGCUAGCAAUACUGCCGGGCGACACGACGAUGUGGCAAGUGUUCGCUUGCUUGCUAGUCGCACUCACUAUGUGGCUAUCGGUCAUAUUCCUCAUGCGGUACCUGCUCAAACUACUCCUUAUGUACAAGGGUUGGAUGUACGAGUCUCGCGCUCCUGGCGCCAGGAUCUCGCUGAAGACGAUGCUCUGGGUGAGCGUGGUAAAGGUGCUCUCUGGGUGGAACAAGCCCAAACUCUACAGCUUUCAGGGCUCCCUGCCCAGACUGCCGCUACCUUCUGUUAAAGACACCAUGAGACGGUACCUGAUAAGCGUGCGGCCGCUGUUGGACGACGAGAACUUCAAGCGAGUAGAGCAGCUGGCGAAGGAGUUCGAGGAGACCAUUGCAGUCAAGCUACAGCGAUACCUGAUACUCAAGUCCUGGUGGUCAAGCAACUACGUAUCGGACUGGUGGGAGGAGUACGUGUACCUGCACGGCAGGUCGCCGCUGAUGGUCAACUCGAACUUCUACGCCAUCGACGCCAUCAUGCUGCGGCCCACGCGCAUACAGGCUGCGCGCGCAGGACUCAUCAUACACGCCUGCCUUAAGUUCAGGCGGCUCAUCGAUAGACAAGAGUUGGAGCCGAUAAUGCUUCAAAACAUGGUGCCGCUGUGCUCGUGGCAGUACGAGCGGCUGUUCAACACAGUGCGCGCGCCGGGAAUCGAAUCCGACAAGAUCGUACACUAUCAGGACUCGACGCAUAUCGUGGUCUACCACAAGAGUCGGUACUUCAAGGUGAUGGUGUACUCUCGCGGCAGGCUGCUCACACCGGCUGAGAUACAAGUACAAAUCCAACAAAUCCUGGACGAUAAGUCGGAGCCUGCGAUUGGCGAGGAGCGGUUGGCGGCGCUGACUGCGGGCGAGCGCACGCACUGGGCGCACAUACGGCAGACGAAGUUCAACCGGGGGCAUAACCGCACAUCCCUGCACUGCAUAGAACGAGCUGCCUUCAUGGUUUGUUUAGAUGACAUAGAGUACGGAUUCGACCCAAAAGACCCGAGCAAAUUAGACGCUUUCGGCCGAGUGUUGCUGCACGGCAAAGGCUGCGACCGCUGGUUCGACAAGUCUUUCAACCUUUGCUUCAGUACUAAUGGAUAUGUCGGUUUCAAUGCGGAACACAGUUGGGCGGACGCACCCGUCAUGGGACACCUUUGGGAGUACGUUAUUUGGUCCGAGAUGGAAAUUGGAUACACACCGGAGGGCAACACGAAAGGCACGGUGGCGACCCCCCCGCCUUCGCCCAUUAGGCUCCAGUGGGAACUCAACAAAGAGGAGAUACUGAACGCGAUAGACAUUUCGUACAACGUCGCUGAUAAACUCCUGAAUGACGUCGACCUAAGGAUACUCAUGUAUACCAAGUAUGGAAAAGGUUUCAUGAAGAAGUGUCGCGUGUCGCCCGACGCGUUCAUCCAGUUGGUGUUGCAGCUAUCGUACUUCCGGGACGCGGGGAGGUUCUGUCUCACGUACGAGGCGUCCAUGACGCGCCUCUACCGAGAGGGGCGGACAGAGACUGUACGCUCCUGCACCAUAGAGAGCACAGCGUGGGUUAAAGCUAUGGAGGAUCCCAACUCAACUGUGCAAGAGCGGUACGAUCUGUUCGUGAAGGCGAGCCAGCGGCACCAGCUGGGGUAUCAGGACGCAAUGGCGGGCCGCGGCAUCGACCGGCACCUGUUCUGCAUGUACGUGGUCGCGAAGUACCUGGAGCUGGAGUCGCCGUUCCUGCAGGAGGUGUUCAACGAGCCCUGGAGACUCUCCACUAGUCAGACGCCGCAUGGUCAAACAAACAUGCUAGAUCCUAAGAAGUACCCCAACUGCGUGAGCGCCGGUGGGGGCUUCGGCCCAGUCGCCGACGACGGCUACGGAGUCUCAUACAUUAUUGUGGCAGAGGACACACUCUUCUUCCACGUGUCCAGUAAAAAGAGCUGCCCUAUCACGAGCUCGUCGAAUUUCGUCAAACAGAUCGAGCGGUCGCUGCACGAUGUGCAACACAUGAUGAACGAAUACAAUUCGUUAAAAAAUGGUGUCUAUAGGAAUUAACACAGUGAGCGUUUUGUUUUAGUUUAUUUUUCAUUAUGUUGUUGUUAAUGUUUAGUUUACGUAUUUGUUAGAUUGUAAGUACAUUACAGAACAUCGCACGCUGUAGCCAGGGGGUUUGUGAGUGGUUAACGUACAAAUAUGUGGAAGAAAUCGAUAAUCCGCAGCUGCUGAACGCUAACACAAUGACGUAGAUUUAAGAUAUCUGAUAAUUUAUUACAAUUGACGUUGUUUGAUACAAAAAUACCUCGUGGAAACAACUUUUGUGAAUACAGGGUAUAACAAUUCAUGCGAAGACUUGGGCGUUCAUGUCGGCUUCCCUGGCUACUACGCUUAUAUACUAGAUUUAUCUGUCUAAAGCAUACUUUGUACUAGAGCAAUAUAUUUUUAUACAAAAUCUCUUUACAGACUCCGAUAUACCCGUGUUGAUGUUUACAAAACUAUUUUAUAGCUGUCAAUAAGUACCAAAGUAUGCGCGGCGAUGAAUCGGCCUUGGGGCGUGUAGCGUCAGCGCCAACGGACCGGCGAUUACCGAAUCAAUUAAGACCUUAUGUCCUUUUGCAUACGGUUUAUGUGACUUAUAUCAAGUUUAAGGUAAAAUAUAUGAAAAAUAAUAAUAGAGAAUUAUAUUUAUUGAACUUCCAUAUUUUGUAUUAUAAUUUUGUAACGUUAAUUCUAAGCAAAAUCAAGAGAUGUUAAUAUCAACCGUAUAAAUGUGAGGUUAACAUUUGUUUUACGAUAUCGGUUUUUCACUACGUUCGCUAGCGCUGACCCGGUCCUAAUAAUACUGGACCAUACUAAAGUCACACCUUUCAACAUUUCAUGCAAAUAUCACAUGAGCGAUAUACAAGAACACUAGGUGUUAGUGUGGUCCAAGCGACGAAACAAAUCGUUUGUGUACAGUGGUGACCACCAGGUCGACUUGUCGACUGCUUGAUUUCAGACAGAACCCGCUGGUCUACCACAAAACCAGUCGGACAAUAAAAAAACCACUUACAAGACGAUUAGUGUCGUCUACUUAUAUGUAAAGACAGACAUGUUUGUUUAUGGUGAUGGGGACAUUCUUUAUCAAUGCAAUAUAAUUAUAUAUCACAAGUAUUUAUAUGGUUUUAAUUUAAUAUCUAACUUAUGUUGAGAGAAUGGUCGGUCAGGAUGCUUUGAUCACUAUAAAUUAGAAAAGGAAUGGCAGAGCAGUCGGGCAAAGUAUUUUACAUCUUAUUAAAAUUACAUGAGGGUAUGUUUUUCAUUGGUACCGUCAGCGUCGUAGAACGGCGACUGGAGUGAGGAUCCCGUCUGGCGCCUUUUGUGCGUUAAUUACGCUUAUUGAAAUGCUCAUUUUAUUAUUAUUUGAUUGUUUACGUCCUUGUAGCCAGGUGUUCACGACGCUGACAUUACGUAGAAAAAAACAAAACGCUAUUGCAUUUUUUGAAAUGAUUUUGAAACUGUUUUUCCAAAAAUACAGAAUGUUAUUACAUUUUUUUAAAUGAUUUUGAAACUGUUUUUCCAUUCCAUUCCCGUACCUUGCUUGAAAGUAGAUUUUUAUAAAUAGGUAAAAGUGUUUUAUUCCGUGUGAAAUAUUUUAGAAAUAAAUUUUACAAUGUCUACACAAUUUUACGAGUUUAUAACUUUAACGAUGCAAUUUGAACUGUAACGCGUUUUGCAGUUGACACGUACUGUAUUUUUCGACAAUGCAUCUGAGUUUUCAACACGAAUACUGCAGUCGGGUAAAGUUUAAACAGAAACUCUGAAUAAAAUAGUGUACCAGUAGUAUUCUAAAAGGAUGAAUAUUUUUUGUUGUAAACGAUGUAUUUUCUAUAUAAAAUUGAAUAUUUGAUUCUGACUGGUACAACUUGCUUAUAAUACAAAAAAUAUUUAGGAUAUAAAUAAUUUUCAAUAUACAGCAGAUCUAAGGUAAUAAAUCACGACGCCUUUAUACGCAAUAACAGAUCCUAAUCUAAUUCUCGAUCUGACUCCGAGAAUAAACUAAUCGAAAUGAUUCGAAAGCUUGAAAACUUUGUUUCGAUUGGUCCAUUUUCGCGUCGGAAAAGCGAGGGAUCGUCUAUUGCGAAGGGUGGUAGACAUAACUUUGGCCCUUCGAUCGAUAGAGUUCAAGGUCUUAACGCAGAACCUAGGGGUUUCAUUAUACGACCAUCGUUCAUUUAUUAUUGAUGUAGGAACUUCUACCUAUAAUUAUAUUUUUACCUUAACAAUAUAGUCUUAAUACAUACAUAAUUUAUGUUAAUUGAUUGAAUAGAUUAAUGACUUAUUUUUUGCUAAUUCAACCAUUAAGUUACUUUUGUAAACUGUUCAAAUGCGCGUUGGCAAAAAGAGUGAUCAAGAAUCAAGAUAAUAUAUAGACAAUAUCAAAUGCCGCUUUUCGUGUAGAUGUCGAUGGGGUUAUAUACAAGUCCUCUAUGUUGUAACCUUCCUUGCGCAUGUGCGUCUGCUAUUUGCGGUUCUGCGUUAUUCCUUUAAAAUUCCAUCCUGAACCAAUUGUGUAAGUGAAAUGAAUGUAGGACAGAUUUGUAUGAAUCAAGAAUGUUAUAUUGUUGCUUUUACAUGCAUUUUAUGAAAACUAUUUAUUGUAGAAAUACAUUAACUGUAUUAUGAGUUUAAGUAUUGUCAAUUGGCGUGUUAUAUUGCUCACGGACACCGUCAGGAGGGCAAAGUAAUGCUAUUUAAAUUUAAUUCUUAUUACGUUCACGCAGAAAUUAUAUUCCUUUAACGCUGCAAAGUGGUAUCUAAUGAAAUAUAAACGGUAACCAUAUUAAAAUAAGGUUUGAAAUUAAUAUUUACUUUGCCGUCAUGGCCUUUGUUGUCGCGAGCGUCCACAGUUGUUCAUAUUUUUAUAUUCUGCAAUGAAAUACUCGAAAUGUUAUUCUGUCCUUUUAUUUUAGUUUGACGAGGGGAGACGAUAGUUUAAUUUUUUUUAGAUGAAAAAUUAACAAAUUAGUGUUUGAUAUAAAUUUUUAUUGUUCUCAAAAAUUAAUAACUUCGUGACCUUAUUUACUAAUAUGUAUGAUUAUAUUUUGUUUUUAUAAAUCAUGGUACAAUUAAAAACGCCUAUGUAUUGUGUAUUACACUUUACAUUCUUUUACUAUGUUUUUUUUUAAUUUAUGCUACUUACAAAAUAUUAUUUUCGUGUAAAUAAAAUAAAUAUAUUGGAUAUUACCG
Messenger RNA from Manduca sexta (tobacco hornworm), 5783 nucleotides. It is a transcript of the gene whd, whose product is annotated as carnitine O-palmitoyltransferase 1, liver isoform. Gene Ontology annotation, biological process: carnitine metabolic process; fatty acid metabolic process. Gene Ontology annotation, cellular component: mitochondrion. The transcript has 17 exons. Bases 282 to 2612 code for a protein of 776 amino acids. The record is from RefSeq and is a predicted model, not a curated record. NCBI's taxonomy places the organism in Eukaryota, Metazoa, Arthropoda, Insecta, Lepidoptera, Sphingidae. Gene Ontology annotation, molecular function: carnitine O-palmitoyltransferase activity.